AUUCAGUUUCCGUCACAGUUGUAAAAAAGAGAUUGGGGGUUUCUUCUCAAUCUCGCUUCGCUAGCUCGCUCGCUGCCAGAUCCAGGAGUCAAAAUGGAGUCACCACCACCUCACUCGAAUUUGCUCCCCGAAGUCGACUCCUUACCCGAUGGAUUCGUCGACGACGGAGCUGCUGUUGACCAACCUCUCGUUUCUCCGGCGACCGACGAACAAAAUCGUGAUGAUGAUGAUAUCCCGAUCGAGAAAGCAGAGAAGCCCAGGACUUUCCCCGUUCCUCUGUGUGAAGAAACAGAUGGCAAUGACGACGAGGAGGUGGAUGACCUAAGCAAGGUCUCCAGCAAGCUUAGCUUAGAGCAGAAAGAAUCAUCUCCUCCUCCUCCUCAAACAUUAUCAUCAGAAGGGUCUAGUCAAAAUCCAAACUUGGCCAAGGACAAGGCAACGGACUCUACUCAGAGUGUAGAUUCGGUCAAACCCAGAAAACAACUGCAGGAGCGUAAGAGUUCAAAGAACAUGUUCAAAUCAGAAAAGGAGUUUCUUGAAUUCAUGCUCAAGUAUCAACAAGUCAUUUCCGAAAGAGAUUCUGCUAUUACUGUCCGUGACAAGCUUGAGUCACUUUGUAGAGAGUUACAACGUCAAAACAAAAUGUUGAUGGAAGAAUGCAAGCGGGUGUCGACUGAGGGACAGACUUUAAGAUCAGAUUUGUCCACCAAGUUCCAGGAAGCAAUUAAGGAUGUGAGCAUUAAGUUGGACGAGCAAAAGGAUGAAAGCCUCUCUCAACUAAAAGAAAAUGAGAUGUUAAGGACGAAGUUGAAGCACCUGGCCGAUCAAUAUAUGCUUUCAGAACAACAACAUGAGCAAAGGUUGAAGCAGAAAACACUGGAGCUACAGAUUUCUGAACUAAAAAUCAAACAGCACGAGGAGAAACUCAUACAUGAACAGUCUCAGAUGAAGGUUUACGCAGAUCAAGUUUCUCAGCUUUUAGCAACUGAGAAAAACUUGAGGGUGCAGCUAACAUCUGAUGGAGAGAAGUUCCAGCAGUUCCAGGAUGCGUUGGUGAAGAGCAACGAAGUGUUUGAAACAUUCAAACAAGAAAUCGAUAAGAUGUCAAAAGCAAUAAAAGAACUGAGGAAAGAAAACGCAUUCCUGAAGAGCAAAACAGAGAGAUCGGAUCUUACUCUAAUAGAACUCGUUGAAGAGCGUGAAAGACUGAAGAAACAGUUGGAGAAGACAAAGAAUCAGAAAGAUAAGCUUGAAUCGCUUUGCAGAUCACUUCAAGCCGAAAGAAAGCAAAAAGAAACUAACAACACUAGCGAUUCUGCCUCUCAAGCUUGAGAUUGAUUAUGAUUUACUUAAGGUUUCUGUUUCUAUUGGUUUUUUUUUGUUCUUGUGGUAAACUAAUUAGUAAAUUCGAGGAUCAUUCAGAUGUCAGGGUGUUUUUUAACCGGAACCAAAAGACAACCAAAACGAAUAAUAUCCUGCUAGUGGUUAUUGUUUUUUUUUCUUUUUAUAUUCAAAAUAUCUGAACCAGACCAAAUCGAUGUAUGAAUAUAUUUCUAUAUGUUGACAAAAAAAAAAGAAUAUAUUUCUAU
Molecule: messenger RNA, 1589 nt
Organism: Raphanus sativus (radish)
Lineage: Eukaryota; Viridiplantae; Streptophyta; Magnoliopsida; Brassicales; Brassicaceae
Exons: 11
Coding region: 94-1332 (412 amino acids)
Molecular function (GO): syntaxin binding
Source: RefSeq, a predicted model, not a curated record